CCAGAUGUCCCAUAAUCCUUUUCGGAAAGAAUAGCUCCGUUAGCCUCGAACCACGGGAGCUCCCGCAGUGAACCGGUGUCUAAUUUAGCCUGCUAAUUCUCCCGGAAUCGGUCCUUUUGCUGCAUUUAAUGGGUUUUUUACGAGGAUAAUCAGCCGUGUUAGCCGUGUCCUCUUUUUAACGGAAUACUUGACUGAAGGCGGUCUCCUCCAGGAAUGUCUUACCCGCCUCCGAUGAACCGGCCGCAGGUCGGCCUCCCCCAGCUUCCCCCAGGGAUCCCCCCGCCGCAGUACGGAGGCUUCGCCCCUCCAGUUCCACCAGGUACUCCCAUGAUCCCAGUUCACAUGGGCGUAGUGGCCCCCGCGCCCACAGUUCUGGUUCCAACUGCGGUCACCAUUACCCAGAAGCCCAUAGCUGCAAAGAAGGAGCACGGCAUGGGGCGGGCCAGGGAUGCGGACGACGGCGCGGGCCCCACCACCACCGUGUUUGUGGGGAACAUCUCAGAAAAGGCCUCCGACAUGUUGGUCAGGCAGCUGCUGGCUAAAUGUGGGAUUGUUCUCAGCUGGAAGCGAGUCCAAGGUGCUUCUGGGAAACUUCAAGCCUUCGGUUUCUGCGAGUACAAGGAGCCGGAAUCGACACUCCGAGCGCUCCGGCUUCUGCACGAGCUCCUCUUAGGGGACAAGAAGCUGCUGGUGAAGGUGGACGCCAAGACCAAGGCUCAGCUGGAGGAGUGGAAGGCCAAGAGGAGGAGCGCCAACGGGGAGACCGGCGAUGGGUUGAAAAAGCCAGAUGAAGAUGAGGAGGAGGUCCUCGACGAAGAAACUCUGCGGCGGGACCAGGUGGCGAACGGCGCCAUCGAAGUCCUCCUCAAAGAGUACUCGAGCGAGCUGAACGCCCCUUCCCAGGACGCCGACAGUCAGCCGCGCAACAAGAAACGCAAGGAGAAGAAAGAGGAGGAGGACAUCAACGCCAUGGAGAUGGAGGACGACAAACGAGACCUGAUCUCCAGAGAGAUCAGCAAAUUCCGCGACACGCACAAGAAACUGGAAGAAGAAAAAGGAAAGAAGGAAAAGGAGCGUCAGGAGCUGGAGAAGGAGAGGAGGGAGAGGGACAAAGAAAGGGAGCGCGAGAGGGAACGCCGCGACCGCGAGAAGGAGAAGGAGCGCGAGAGGGAGCGGGACAAGGAGCGCGAGAGGGAGCGGGAGCGCGACCGGGAGCGUGAGAGGACGAAGGAGCGGGAGCGGGAGCGGGACAGGAGCCGGGACGUCAGCGAGGCUCGCAGCCGCUCCAGGGAGAGGACAAGAGAAGAAAGGAAACGUGAGCGUGAUGAAGACGAGGAAGAUGUGUACGAAAGGCGGAGGCUGGAGAGGAGGCUCAGAGACAAAGAAGCUGCUUACCAAGAACGUUUAAAAAACUGGGAGAUCCGCGAGAGGAAGAAGGCUCGGGACUACAACAAAGACGCAGAGCGGGAGGAGGAGCGGCGGCGGGAGACUAUGAAAGAAGCCAAAAGGUUGAAGGAGUUCCUGGAGGACUACGACGACGAAAGGGACGACCUGAAAUACUACAGGGGCAGCGCUUUCCAGAAGCGACUCCGGGAUCGAGAGAAGGAGAUCGAGAUGGACGAGCGGGACCGGAAGAGAGAAAAGGAGGAGCUGGAGGAGAUCCGACAGAGGCUCCUGGCCGAGGGUCACCCGGACCCGGAUGCUGAGCUGCAGCGGAUGGAGGAGGAGGCUGAGCGCAGACGACAGCCCCCUCCCCUCAAACUCGAACCAGAGGAGCACGUGACCCAGGAGAAGUGUCGCCGGGAUCGGGACCGAGAUCGGGACCGAGACCGGGACCGGGUUCGGGAAAAGGAGAGGGAACGGGAACGGGAACGAGAACGAGAACGAGAACGAGAACGGGAGAAGAGAGCGACUCAGAGACCCAUAGAGCCGGCCCCCCCAGUGCCCCCUCCGCAUUCGGAUAACGACGGGGAGAACGGGGAGGAGGACAUCUUCCGUGACGACGAGGCCUCACAAGAGGCCAAGCCACAACCAAAACCCGCCAUGCGGCCCAUCACCACCGCCCCCUCCGUGUCCUCUGCCAGCGGGAACGCAACUCCAAACUCCCCCAGCAACGAGUCUCCGUGCGGCAUCAUCAUUCCGGGGGAGAACACCCCCGACCUCCAACCUUUGGACGAGCACCGGCCCAAGAUCGGCCUCAGUCUCAAGCUGGGAGCCACAAACAGCCCGGCUCAGCUCAACGCCGUUAAGCGGAAGAAGCUGGCGCCCGUCGACAGCGUUUUCAACAAGUUUGACGACGACGAAGCCGACGAGCAGCCGCGCAAGCGGAAGCUGGUCCCUCUGGACUACGGCGACGACGACAAGAGCCUGGGCCUGGACGGCGCCGAGAUGUCCGCGCCCAAAGGCAGCGUCAACACCGAGGAGAAACGCAAACACAUAAAGAGCCUGAUCGAGAAGAUCCCCACGGCACGGCCCGAGCUCUUCUCCUACCCGCUGGACUGGGCCAUGGUGGACUCGAUUCUGAUGGACCGCCGCAUAAGGCCGUGGAUCAACAAGAAGAUCAUCGAGUACAUCGGGGAGGAGGAGCCGACGCUAGUUGAUUUUGUCUGUUCUAAGGUAAUGGCACACAGCACUCCUCAGGGCAUCCUUGAUGACGUUGCCAUGGUCCUCGACGAAGAAGCAGAAGUCUUCAUAGUAAAAAUGUGGAGGCUGCUGAUUUAUGAAACGGAAGCAAAGAAGAUCGGACUGGUGAAGUGAUGGCCGCCUCUUCUGAGCUCCGUUUAGCAGAUUUCUGGUCCAACAGACUGUAAACAUGCGCUUAAACACGCCUCCAUUCCAUCAGCAAGGAGCUGCUGCCGUGUGUGCGUCUCUGAAUGUGUGUUUGUGUGGGAAACCGCAGCACACACGCGCUGCAUGGUCAACGUUGGGUUGUAUUUCUUCCUUCUCUGUUCAUUUUUCACACGUCUCUUCUCUGAAUCAUUGGAAGCAUUCUGCUUUGAGUUAAUGGUGUUAUGUGGAGGCACUGCUCUGAUGUCUGAACCAAUAAAAAGGCCUUUUUCUAAAAAAAAGAUGA
Oryzias latipes (Japanese medaka) is the source of this 3073-nucleotide messenger RNA. RefSeq names its product RNA binding motif protein 25a (gene rbm25a). Gene Ontology annotation, cellular component: spliceosomal complex. Gene Ontology annotation, biological process: regulation of alternative mRNA splicing, via spliceosome. Lineage: Eukaryota; Metazoa; Chordata; Actinopteri; Beloniformes; Adrianichthyidae. Gene Ontology annotation, molecular function: mRNA binding. The record is from RefSeq and is a predicted model, not a curated record.